GUUCUACAUAAAAUCUGUGUGAAAAUAGUGCUACGAUGUAAUAGCAAGGACAAAAUAAAGAGAACUUUACUAAAACUAAAUCUUAGGAAGAGAAAAAAAAGACCUUGAGUGUAUGUAUCUUAGGUUAGAUAAGGGAUCAUUUUGAUAGAGCGUUAGUAAUCAGUGGAUAUGAUCGCAUUGGUAUUGUGCGUUUUUGCCAAGAUUAUAGACUUGGCGAUAAGUGCUUACUCGCAAGAAUAUGUAAGGGGCACUCAACAGUUUCACUACAGCAAACGAAAACGAAGAAUAAGCAAAGGGCCACCGCCACGGCUGGGGCUGAAGGCGGCCAGCCCCGGCGUCACCGACGAGGACUGCAACAGCAACACCAGUCUCGCAGGAAGCCAGCACUCGACUCACGAUGAACUCGAUGCGCAUUGCGAUAACUCUGGAUAUCUAUGGCUCCUCGAUUAUAAUCCGAUGUUUCGAGACGGCUCGUGUCACCAUAUCUCAGUACUGUCCUCCGUAUCCGCCUCCUAUAAGGGCAUAAGCGAUCUAACAUCUCGCUUCGAGUUCACAUCCCGCUACAAAGACAUCGCUCGGGACCUCGACGCGAACCUCGCUGAAGCCGAUAUGGAGAGCUUCAAAACAGAAGACAUCCACGCUCUCCUUAUGACCACCGAACUGCCCCAUGACGCCAUCAUAGACGAUAUAGCACACGACAGUAAUCCUCAAGGCGAGAUGUUUGCGAGUAUUUCGAGUUCACUGUUGGAAAAAUUUCAGUUCGACAGUUCUAUCAGUGUUGGCAGUAGUUUCCAGGGUGAAGAAUCCGUCGGUUCUAUCAAUACAAUGUCAAUAUGUAAAUCGGAACUAUUAUUCUCUCCGGUAAAAGAAGGUGCGCAUGGUGUUCACUUCAGCGUGGAUAGCCUCGACUGUGAACUGCCAACUGAGCAGGAUCUCAUCCUCACGUGUCAGGCUAAUAAGGAUAACUAUACCAUAGCCUUUGAGGGCAGUCUCACCAUUUACUCUGAGGACAGUGAGUGUGCUGAACCCGCCGUCAAUCAAAAACAUGACAAACUGGUUAAAGAAGACUUAAAUAUAGCAUUAGAUAGUGAUGAACGAACGCGCAGGAAUUUAGAAUUAUUAGAAAGAUGUAAAAAAUUAACAAAUAAGCUAACAACGUCUAUGGCUAAAAGUGAUUUAGGUCUAACUACCUGGAGUAAACUUAAGAAGCAAACCUGUCAAUCGCCUUUAAAGAGGCAUCCAUCCGGUAACAAUAAUGAAGAUUCAAAUGAACCGACAGACACCACAAACGAAAUGAGCAAUUCAGUUAUCAAAAGUCAAAGCUUACCAAAUUUAUAUAGAAGGAAAUUAUUAAGCAGUUCCAUCAACUCCGCAGCAUUAAGCAAUUCAACGGUCGAUUCUUUUACAGCCAAUCAAAGGCUAAUUGGAACGUCAACUUGUAUGAAAGUAUACGAUGUCUCACAAAAUCGGUCACAUUGUAGUCAACAUUCUGAACCUAUGAGUACGUCUUCUACUGAAAAUCAAACAUCUUCUGAUAAAAGUCAAACAAAACAGCAAUCUUUUAACUUGGUCAAAUUGUUUAUGAAACAAAAAAGUAUUAGUAACGAUGGAAUUGUAGGGAUGGAUCAACUUGAUAGAUCAGAAUGUUGGCCAUCUAGCUCAGGUGGAGAGAGCGGUGAAUCAAUGGGCGAACAGAAACUUGGAACAUUAAGAACUGUUCCUUCUGAAAGACCUCAAGUUGAACUACCACUUGAAGCAUUCGAAGAAACAUCUUCGUUGGUCUAUGAAGAAAUUAGAUCGUCAAAUCCUUAUAAUAGAGUAUACGACGAAGUAUUGAUUGAAGAGGAAGAAACAGAAGGAUCAAAAUUAAAUGAAAACGAAUCUCAUCUUUAUGCCGUAGUAAAUAAGCCGCAAAUAAAAAGAACUAAUGUUAAUGUUUCAAAUAGUCCGUCGAAAUUAAGAACAAAUAGAAAGUCAUGUUCCUCGCAAUCUUCAGCUACAAGUGUUAGUAUCUCCAGUUGUUCUGAGUCAGAUGGCACGCAAAUCACUAGAAUGAAUCGAGUACUACAACGAGAAUCCUGUGAUACUAAAGCCACGUCCACCCAUCUCGAAGCUGAUACAUCAGACAAAUGCAUGCAAACAUCAAAUUUGCAGGUUUCAGGAAUGUCACGUGACCGUGAAAUAUUCAAAGUCAUAGAGCCUUCGUUUCUUGAAAAAUUAAAAGAAGGAGAUUGUGAAAAACCAGUCUUCGUACUAUAUCCCAAUUACACACUACCAGAUAUAAGCUUUUUGAAUGGUAAACCAAAUAUUUAUUUAAACCCAGUAAAAGUAAAUUUAUCUUCUAAAUCGAAUGAAAGCAAAAGAAACAGAAUGCAAGGAAAAGGUAAACGACCAUUUUCAUGUAAUGAUGUUGAGAUGCUUAAGAAAAAAGGUCUCGGACAUAUAAAAGAUUGGGACUCAUUAAACUUUUUACUACCGCUAGAAUGUAGACAGCUUUUGUCUGAAGUGCCUGAACUUAUGCAACAUAUGAAAGAGACAACGUCUAAAUGUGAUAAAUUUUGCAAUACACAUUCGAAACAAAAGAAUCGGCCAACCAGUUGUGAUUGCAAUAAUUUAACAGGACAUCCUACUGCAGUAUCAUCUAGUUCGAGUACUGCUACACAACCCUCAUCAGGAUAUAGGGGCUCAUCAACGAUGUUAACAGAUUCUUCAGCCCAAAAUAGUCCCGCUCCAACAGGAAACUUUAACCCAUUAUUUGUAUAUCGUUAUGACAGCGCCACGAGUUCCGAAGCUAGCUGUGCCAACAAUGAUGGCUUACGCAUAAAUCCUACUCUACCAAAACGUUCUUUAUCUAUAGCGGAACAAAACAGAUUAUUGAAACAAGGCGAAUUUGCGCCCCCGCGACCACCUUUGCCAAAGAGUAUCUUACGCAAAUCUGCUGACAAAACUCGAAAAUCUAGUCCACACACGAAACGAUAUAGUAUGUUCGAGUUAGAUGAGUUCAUACAAGAUCCAGUUGUUUGUGCUACAGCUGCGGUAGAACAAAAAACUAAGAGAAGAUCGCUACAAGAACCUUAUUAUCUACAAAAUCAACCUAAUUUCGAUUAUAGAAAAAAUAAUGAUUUGGCUGCUAAAAGGCUGUCUCAACAAUUUCUUGAUGCCGCUGAGAAAGAUGCAGAUUACAAUGAAUAUUAUCAAGACGAAGGUGUUGGAACAGAGAGUAGUUUAGAAUCGGGAAAGUCUAACGAAAUUAAGUUCCACCGACCACACACGCCGCCACUUCCAAAACCAAGGACAAAGAAAAUGGAAUAUAUUGAUUUUCCACCACCCGGCGCACUCAUAAGCAGCGCUGAUUUACAACAAUUAGAAGAAUUUCUUAAGCAAAGUGGCAUCAGCUGCCAAAACAUGGAUGAAUGGGAUCAAAAUCAAGUUCAAAAGGUAAGAAGUCAGGUUACGAAGUUUCUUCAAAUGAAACGUUCCCAGGAAGAGAAUCAAAGGUCUACAGAUUCAAGUACAAGUAGUUGCAAUAGCAAGAAAUCUGUUAGCUUUGCACAAAAGCCGGAUGCCAAAGCUGAGGGCCAACUUUCGCAGACUAAGGUUGUAGACGAACUCAAAGUGGCAACUCUAACCACUCCACCCAAUUCUCCCAAUAUAUCAGCAAUGGUAGCACAAAGACAUUAUCAGGGCAAAAACUUAGCUGAAAUACCAAUUUGUGAAGAAGGUGAAGUGAGUCCCGACGAAUUUUUGAGUCCAACAAACGAAGGGAGACAGAAAUAUGAUCUGAUUGAUAUGUCUCAAAAAAGAGCUUUAGUCUCAAAUGUAACGGAUGCAGUUGAAAUGUUGAUUCAACAUUUUUCGUCCGCCACCGACCAAGCAGAAUUAGCCUUCUUGGGAGACUCAAAACAAUCGCCAGCCUGUGCGAAGAUAGCUCUAAACGCUUUGUGCCCAGCACUAUACGCCAUAUUUAGAGAUGGCCUAAAAGAAAACAUUGAAACAUCUUUCGGGGCAGUCAACAAUUCUGUUUGGCAAAUGGUUGAAGCAACAGCUAGACAGGGGCCCAUAACAAAGUCUCUUAACGAAUUAGUUUUGAGAAUAAACUGUGAAGACGCAGUUACGGAAGGACUAGUAAAAUUCAAUGCUUUCAUUUUAGGCUUAUUGAACGCACAGUCAGUAGAUGCGUGGGUUUCGUACGUGCGGACCAGAGAGUCGAUUCUAUCAAAACACUACGACCCCGACUCACUCAUCCUGGCAGGGUGCGUGGGCGAAUCGCGCUGUAGAGCCCUCUUGGACACUUUGCUGGCUAGUCUUGAACCACUUAAACUACUGCCCUUUAACCUUGACCUCAUGUUUGAAAUGCGGGAACUGCACCGGAGCUUUAAGAAAAUUGAGAGCGACAUGCGAGCUGCCAGUCGGCCCACUUCGAUUAACACUCCGCCACUAACACUGAACCAGAAAAACCUGCUGAAGUUGGUGCGUUCGAUGCAAUCCAGCGCCAUUUCGAGCGACGACUGUCAGACUAGUGUCAUAAUGAGACAUAAAGAACCAAAAAACAAGGAACCAUCCACCCCCGAUCUUUUGAAUGAUUCAGCGAAUGUUAAAACUACAGUUGAAAAGAAUAGACCGAGAUCAUGUGUCAAUCCGAGUACGAUAGGCUACGACAUUUGUCCUAACAACAGCAGAAUAGAUUUAGAGAAUAACAGGAGAUGGUCAGGUGUUCACCUGGGAUCAAAACUAAUGCAAGCGUUCGACCGAUUGGUCUUUGACGACAGUGACGAUUACACUGAUAGUCUAGAGAACAAUAAACCCUCCACUAAAACGACCGGCAAUGACAUGAAGCUGGAUACGAGUGGAGAAGAACAUUGGCGACCAAGCUCAGCCAACAGCAGCGCGAGCGGCCAGACGGGGACGGGCAGCAACAACUCCGGCGGGAAGUUCCGCCGCUUGCAGCUCAAGUGGGAGAUGUUGAGCAAUGCCGAGAGCCCCGUCACGCCGUCUGGAGAAACGUCACCAGCUACAGCCAGAGGAUCCAAAAUUCCACGACCGGUAUCAUCACCGGUUCGUCCUCAAGCGCCCGCUGUACAAUCACCCGCUAAGAACACGCACAGAGGCAUCCCUGUGCCGGUGCGUAAGAGCUCGUCUCCAACCGCAGCGACGCCACGAACCGCAAACACCGGCCGAACAAAUACUGCAAAUAAAAAACCACCGCAGCCCGCAAACAGAGUAAUUCCCGAGAAGUCAACAAGGAAACCCGCGGAAAAGACACGAGUGUCGAACGUUGCUGUUAAAAACACUAUCGGUGCUAAGAAAUCGCUGGCGUCGCGCGUGGACGGCGCCUGCGCGGGCGGCGCGCCGCGGCCGGCGUCGCUGCCGUACGGGCGCGCCGCGCCGCCCCCCGCGCCCCGCCGCGCCGCCUCCUCGUCCGCCGCGCGCGCGCACGCGCACCACACUCACCAGCAGAAACACAAAUACGUGAGAACGCUCUGGCAUAGAUUGCCAUCGGAUUCCGGCCACCUCGCGUUCAACGAGGGAGAGCGGUUGCGACUCAUCCUCGAGGUGGACGACCAGCACCUGCUGUGCUGUCGAGGGGACCAAAAGGGCUUGGUUCCCCGCGAUGCGGUCCUGUUGGAGGACUUCUGAUAUUGGCAGGGAUAGCCCGACUGGCAGCCGCACUGGCGCCCCCUGCGCGUGUCCUCCAAUGUUGGCAAACACUAAGUGCGGUCAGUCUGCUUAAUCCAUGAAUAAACGUAGUUUUCUGAACAAAGUGAACUCGAGGCAGUUGUGUGUGCAAUAGUGGAUCCGGAUGGAACUGAGAUUCGAACUACUGAAUCGGUUGUGGUUGUUUGUGAAAGAACGCGUUAGUGUUGAGGUGGACGGUGUAUAUAUAAUAGACAGUGAAUAGUAAACCCGGUCGUCUUGAUGCUUGAAAUUUUUAUAGUCUAUAAUAUAAUUUAUGAUGUUACCCAAAUCUAAUUCUCAUUCAAAAAUAUAUCGAAAAUGUCUUUGAGCGGGGAUUUUCUCGACUGUGAUUAUAUUUAUUAUAAUUUAUUUCAAAUUAAUCUUUAUAGCUGAUUUUAUCUUGUUGACUAUUAAUUUUUAAGACAAUAUGCAAUUCUAUUUAUAAAUAGAGUCUUUGAAUUUUUUGAUACAAAAAAAUUCUUCAUCGGACUGAUCGUACCCGUCGAGGCGAUCCCUGUUCAACGGCUAAACAUGACAUCACUAAAAUUUUCGCACAUUUUUAAUUCUGUAGUACAAUCUAGUCUUACGUUUUAAGGCACGACUUUGUCUCGGACUGUAUAUACUUUGUUGUAAGGAACACUAAUUGUGGGUAUAUUUAUUGCGGGUGUAUUUAGAUCAUGGCAUUUAGGAAUUAAUAUGACAUUCGCUGUAAAUAUUCCUGCGAUGGGAUGUGAUAUAGAUAUUUACUGUACUCUAAGGACAAAAUCUCAUAGUAGCUACAAACUCCAAUUUACUUAUAUGACUAAUAAUCGUAAAACACUAUCGCUGAGAGAAAGACGCCUGAUAAAAAAUAAAAAUAGUUAAAUUUAAUGGGAAUUGAUGUCUACAUAUAACGAUAAUAUAUGAUAAUAUUGUUAGUCUUUAUUGAUAUUUAAAUCGUGUCUACUGUGUACAUAAUAUUUAUACCAAAUAAUCGCCGCCGAGCGCUAAACAUAUGUAUCGAUUCUAUAUUAAAUGAACCUCGUCUAGAUAACGUAUCCUACACUUUAAACGACUCGUCUGAGAUUUGCUGCAGACUUGUUAAAAUUUGUGGAGUCACUAACAGCAUGUGGCCUCUCCUCGUCACCUUCCUCUCACGGGUUUGCGGUAAACUAUCAGUCAAUACUUCUAUCGAUUCCUUCUACGAACCUCCUCCGUACGGUAAUAGGAAGUUUAACAUGGGUGUGGAACUAAUCGCAUGACCUUCACCGAACAUCCUUUCCUACGACUUUCUAUAACGUACUAGUUUCUAGAACGUUCUCUUAGGUGUUGGAGUGUAACGACCUCGCCCGCUGACCGCAUGCGCCUCUCCACAAUCAUUCCUGAGCCCCAGCACUGUAACUGAACGUCACUAUCGCGGCGCCAGAGUUCUGGACGAAAGCAUACCUUACCUGUAUCGUUAUAAAAGUCAAUCUCCUCUGACACUUCGCUUUACGCUAAGUUACCGAAUUAUUGUGAUACUCAAUCAUAUCACCGCUUUACGCCGGGAAACGAAUAGAAAUGAUAUUUUUGGUAUUUGUAUUGCUCAAGCGGGGACGAUUUAUCGGAUGUUAUAUUAAACACAGAUAAGUUAUAAUACUCUAAUUGUAAUCUUGUUAUACUCGUGAUUUUAACGACAUUAUUCGUCUAUCGUUGUAAUAUUAUUUUGUAAAUAAAUAUUCGUAAAAUAUAAACGAGAAUAUUCGUAUUAAAAAUUUAAAAGUCAAAAUUGUAAGGGAAAAUUGAAUAAUGCACGAAACAGUUCCUCUCGUAGUCCGUCGUGCUGUCGAGUCACAUUGGUGUUUUGUAGAAAUGUUAUCGUAGAACAAAUUUAUGAUGUUACUGGCGUCUUUCUCGAGGCUGAUGUUGUAUUAGAACAUGCCAACUUCAAUGCAAACGAAGAUGUUCUUCGUCACUAAUAAUGGCGGAGAACGAAAUAUGUUAGGACUGUACCAUAGGAGAAUAUUGUAUACAAUAAUUAGAUCUAAAAUGUUAUCUGUAGUACGUUCAUACAUAGAUAUUGUGAGUACCAUUAUAUGUUUGUAUUAUAGAUCCAUUAUCGCGUUAGUGUUAUUGCGCUUUGUGACUGAAUGAUGUGAUGUGGCCUUUGUAUGUAUUAAAUAUAAUAGUUACAUGUGUGCGUGCGCUUGUUGCAUCUGUCGGUGUCUUGACGUCUACUUAACUGCAUCCGGAACGCUUCGAAAAUAUAUUAUAUUGUAUCAUAUACUCGUGGAAAUCUCUAAUAACCGAUUAGAUAUCACUAAACUAUGCCUUAAAAUAAUCGUUAAUCGUAUAGUCCGUGAACUGAUACAAAAAUUAUGGUUCGCUUUGAAGCUUGAAACUAAUCGCUUGAGAAUUAGCGCAUGUAUUAACUUUAGAGGAGUUUGUUAGUUGUAAGUUUUUAUCAAC
Messenger RNA from Vanessa atalanta (red admiral), 8103 nucleotides. RefSeq lists its product as uncharacterized. NCBI's taxonomy places the organism in Eukaryota, Metazoa, Arthropoda, Insecta, Lepidoptera, Nymphalidae. The transcript is spliced from 19 exons. The coding region runs from base 169 to 5637 and encodes 1822 amino acids. Gene Ontology annotation, molecular function: protein binding. The record is from RefSeq and is a predicted model, not a curated record. Gene Ontology annotation, cellular component: cytoplasmic vesicle.